Messenger RNA from Salvia hispanica, 1826 nucleotides. Its product is annotated as protein NRT1/ PTR FAMILY 2.7-like. Lineage: Eukaryota; Viridiplantae; Streptophyta; Magnoliopsida; Lamiales; Lamiaceae. The record is from RefSeq and is a predicted model, not a curated record. Gene Ontology annotation, cellular component: membrane. Gene Ontology annotation, molecular function: transmembrane transporter activity. Gene Ontology annotation, biological process: transmembrane transport.
GUCUCCACAUAAAAAAAAGAAGCUCAUUUUCCAACAAAUAUGACUUCUCUGCAUGGUGGUGGGAACAACACGUCCCUCUCCAGUGAUACAGAAGCACCACCACCUCCCACCGCCACAGCCCACCGCCGAGGCGGCUGGAUCACCACCCCCUUCAUCAUAGCAACCUUAUUUGGGCUGACGGUGGCCUCCGGCGGCUGGUCGUCCAACCUUAUAGUCUUCCUGAUCAACGAGUUCAACAUCGAACGCAUCGAUGCUGCCCAAAUCAGCAACGUCGUCAGCGGCUGCAUCAACUUCUUGCCUCUCCUCGCCGCCGUUGCCGCUGAUUCCCUCUUCGGCUGCUUCUCCGUCAUCUGGAUUUCCUCUCUCCUCUCUCUACUGGGACUCAUACUUUUCCUGCUGACGGUGGCAGUGGACGGGCUGAAGCCGGGGCCCACGGAGCCAGCGUCGGGAGGCCAAUACGCAGUUCUGUAUUCCGGCAUGGUCCUGGCGUCGAUCGGAUUAGGCGGAACACGAUUCACAAUAGCAACGAUGGGAGCAAACCAGCUAGCAAAGCAGCAGCAGCAGGCCACGUUCUUCAACUGGUAUUUCUUCAGCAUGUACAGCGCUGCCUUCCUUUCAUCCACAGCCAUUGUGUAUGUGGAAGACAACGUCGGCUGGCGUUGGGGCUUCGGGAUAGGAAUUGCCGCCAACGCCCUCGCGUUAGCCCUCUUCCUCCUCGGGGCUCCUUACUACAGCCGCAACGAGACACGUGCCAGCCCUUUUAUAGGGUUGCUGCGUGUGCCUGUCGCGGCGUUUAGGAAGAGGAAGAUGAAGACGACCACCGGAGAUUAUUACUAUGGAGAUGAUGAUGAUGAUGAAGAUGCACCAACAAACUGGUUCAGCCAACUAAACCGCGCGGCUGUGAAGGUUGACGGCGACAUCCUACCAAACGGGUCGGUAGCGAGGCCAUGGAAGCUGUGCACAGUCCAACAAGUAGAAGAGCUAAAAUCCGUAAUCAGAAUUCUCCCUUUAUGGUCCUCUAGCAUCUUUCUGGGCACCCCAAUCGGCGUCCAGCUCAGCCUCACCAUCCUUCAAGCUCUCGCAUCCGAUCGCCGCCUCACCUCCACCUUCACCUUCUCCGCGGGCUCCAUCAUCAUCUUCUCCUUCCUCUCCACCGCCCUCGGCGUCGUCCUCAUCGACCGCUGUGUCAGGCCGGCCUGGAAGCGCCUCACACCGGGCAGCAAGGACCUCACGCCCCUGCAGCUAAUAGGCAUCGGCCACGUGUUCAACUUCGCCAGCAUGGCGCUCUCCGCUGUCGUGGAGGCGAGGAGGCGCCGCCACCUCAUCUCGGUGAUGUGGCUGGUGCCUCAGAUGGUGGUGGUGGGCCUCGGGGAGGCGUUCCAUUUCCCGGGGCAGGUGGGGCUGUAUUAUCAGGAGUUUCCGGCAUGUUUGAAGGGGGUGGCGACAGCGAUGGUGGCGAUGCUUGUUGGCGUGGCGUUUUACUUGAGCACGGCGGUGGUGGAUUUUAUGAGGAGGGUUACGGAUUGGUUGCCGGAUGAUAUUGAUGAGGGGAGGCUGGAUUAUGUGUAUUGGGUGAUGGUGGUGAUUGGGGUUGCUAAUUUUGGGUAUUUUCUUGUAAUUUCUUGGUUGUAUCACUACAAGAAUGGGGAAGUUGUGAGCAAGGAUGAGGCAGCAUAGAUGAUGGUUUUAUCAAAAUGGGUAAAAUUAAGUGUUUGUGUGUUUUGGUACUUAUUUAUGAAGUAAUUAUAUGCUUGUUCCAUGUUUGUAAUGUGUCAAUGAAAUGGUAAGUUUUGGAGCAAUUUCAUUCUUCCGCACCAAGUUUAUCA